UUCGUUUCCCUCGACAUCUCCUUCCUUCGUGAGCAUUGCGAAACGCGACUUGAUCUCGGCCACCUUGAUGAAGAGGUCGGGGCGAGCGAGCGCGUUGUGGUGCUUGGUCAGGAGAGGGUUGUGCUCGGUGCCGUUCGUCAGUUUGUCAGCGUACGAAGCCAUAGCAGCCUCAUCGCGCAACAGGCUCAGCUCCCCCAUGACCAGCUCCUUCGGCUCGCGCAUCGCCUCGGCCAGUUUCGUCUCCAGCUUGCCCAUUCUCGCGACAAGCCAGAACGCAGACUCGCGGAGGAUGACACGUCCUUCGGCGCGGGCGGCUUGAAUUUCCUUUUGCACUGCGGCCUCCAGCAGCUCCUGCUCGGGAACGGUGUGGAGCUCUCCGAGGACGUACUUGAAGAUCAGUCGGUUGAUGGCGACUUCGUGAGUGACCUCUGCUUCGCGGCUUCUGGUGGUUGCGGGCAUAUUGGCGAUUGACUUGGGUAUACUAGCGAGGACAACGUCAGCUCGCUCAGCAUCGGCGACAAGGCUGCUUUGAAGGGCACAACUCACCGUGGGGUGUGUAGGGUUGUAGGUUAUAACGUUGCCAGAUGCGAUCGAUGGAUGUCGUGAUGAGAAGAUGUGAGGUUGCGAAGAAGUGGGUGUUUUGGGGGAUGAAGAUAGUAAGGAAGAGGAAGAGGUUGCGGGUAUAGGAAGAAGGUGU
This is a messenger RNA of Neohortaea acidophila, 697 nucleotides long. RefSeq lists its product as uncharacterized. The record is from RefSeq and is a predicted model, not a curated record. Lineage: Eukaryota; Fungi; Ascomycota; Dothideomycetes; Mycosphaerellales; Teratosphaeriaceae. The transcript is spliced from 2 exons. The coding region runs from base 68 to 319 and encodes 83 amino acids.